GGAAAUCUGGUUACACUCAACAGCUGCAGGGGGCUGCCAGCCUACCACCUCUGUGUUCCUUCAGCCUACCACCUCUCUGUGUUCCUGGGCGAUGGUGAGGAGAGGGCAGCACCAUGAAUAGAUACACCACGCUCAGGCAACUCGGGGAUGGCACCUACGGCUCAGUCAUCCUUGGCCGCUGCCUGGAAUCAGGGGAACUGGUCGCCAUUAAGAAGUGAGUGGAGGGCACUGUCAUAGCAUUGUUAUUAUGAACAAAAUAUGGCUGUGAUCUCUGUGUGCAAUUGCAGUCCAUCUUUGAAGGGUUGCCAGCUAGUGUAACUUACAUAUUAUCCUCUGGUACCUAAAUUGAAGGGCUUUAGCUUACAAAUUGUUGUAGCUGCUAAAGCCGUGUAGUAAAAUGAGCUGCCAGUGCCUGUGGGAUUCGCUAGGAAUGGCAUUAGCCGGUGGCCACUGCUACGCGUGGUUAAGCUGACAGCUGGCUAGACAGAUGUAGACGAAUGAAAGUGCACGGAUGACUGACAGGCCCACCUAUUUGGCUGAUUGAAAAAAAGGCAUCUGUUGGUGGGUACCUUCAUGAAAGCUUCUUGCUUCUAUUUAUAGCCUUGACAGGAAGUAUGUGGGGGGUUGGGCAGCCGCAGAUUAGUAGCAUAAAUCUAUCAUGUUGGUGGCGUCGCUGUCUUGAGAUUGAAAUGGAGAGGGCCUUGGCCUACAUGUUAUAAACCUGUUUGCUCUUUUCAAUCAUACAUUUUACGCGAUGCAUAUUCAUCAAACUUCCCAAUAUGUUUUACAAUAAAAAGUAUGAUCUAUGAUAUGUUGGUCCUUUAAUUCAGUUAGGCUAAUCAUAAAUGAUUGCAUAUUUGUUUCAGAAUGAAGAGAAAAUUCUACUCAUGGGAAGAAUGCAUGAAUCUUCGUGAGGUCAUAGUAAGUGCUCCUUCCCAGAUAUGAUGCUUGUGGGUAAAAUGCUCCACCUAUUGCAGUGUUUCCCCUAGGAUUUAUUUCAGCAGUGGUGGCAAGGGUAGGCACCGCACCGGUAUAGGGCAGCAUAAUGAAUACAACCUAUGCUUUCACAGUUGUUGUCUACUGUUUCACCUGUUAGUGUUUUUGUACCACCAUAUAAAUUCCACCUCUGCUCAGAACCACAGAAACCAGCACAAAUAAUCUAGAAGGUGACUCUUGUGUGUACUGCCUUUGGAUUUUAACUCUCUAGUUCCUCACCCUGUCCCAGACAUUCAUUCCUUGCCGAGAGCUUGAAUCCAAAGGAGCGUAGCAGUAUCCUAGAAGAAACCAGCCCUCCAGGGAUCUUGGUUAGAAUGUCAGCUGUAAAUAGCAUGUGCCACCACCAAGACCCAUAACGACUUCCCCUCUACUCAAAACUAUAGCAUGGUGAAAGUUGCCGCCAUUUACAUCCAUACUUUUCAGUGCAUGGGAAAACUUCACCCGCAUUUACUAUGAUCUGCACUAGUUUUCAUUAUUACACCUGAGUUAAAAAGCAUAAAAAAAUCCCUAAAGGCUGCACCUUUAGAAAUACCAGUGGUUACCCACACUGUACCCAAGAUGAUAUACAGUUUAUUAAUGCUUUGAUUGUCAAUCAGUGUUUUGAUUUUGAACUAAAGCAUAUUUGUUGUAUGCCGGUUUUAAGGGUCAGACCUUCUAUGUCUUACCUUUUAUGUAUCUAAGUCUGGAGGCAGGUGGCACCUUAAUUGGGGAGGAUGGGCUCAUGGUAAUGGCUGUAGCGGAAUUAGUGGAAUGGUAUCAGAUACAUCAAACAAAUGGUUUCCAUGGUUUCCAGGUGAUUGAUGCCGUUCCAUUUGUACCGUUCCAGCCAUUAUUAUGAGCCGUCCUCCCCUCAGCAGCCUCCUGUGGUAUCUAUGUCUGGCCAUGAUGAAGUGUUGCAGAGCUGUUUUUGAUGAUUUACAGAUUGAGGUUAUUUCCCUCAUGCUUUGUCUUGAUUGCUAAGGUACCAUCUAAUUCGUUCACUCCUUCUUUCAGUCCUUGAAGAAACUCAACCAUGCGAAUGUGGUCAAACUCAAGGAGGUUAUACGGGAAAAUGACCACUUGUACUUUGUGUUUGAAUACAUGAAGGAGAACUUGUAUCAACUAAUGAAAGACAGGUAAAUAUAGCUUUUUUGAUUCAAAUAGCGUAAAUCUAGGCUAUUUGAAAUGGGUUCAGUGCUUUGGGGAUAAAUGUCAGUAGGUCAAAAUCAUGGCUCAUAUAUUGUUAUUUGUAUCAUGUUGCAGGUCUCGGCUGUUCCCUGAAUCUGCCGUGCGAAAUAUUAUGUUCCAGAUACUGCAGGGAUUAGCAUUUAUUCAUAAGCAUGGUAUGAUUAGAAUGAUACACUAGCACUUUUUUUGCUAAUGCUUUUUACUUGUUACUUUGUAUACUCACUGUAUGUUUUUCCCCUCAGGAUUUUUUCACAGGGAUAUGAAACCUGAGAAUCUUCUGUGCAUGGGACCGGAGCUUGUGAAAAUAGCUGACUUUGGGCUUGCCCGCGAGAUAAGAUCUCGGCCGCCAUACACAGACUAUGUUUCAACAAGAUGGUUAGUUUUGUUGCCUCCAUAUGAUGGGUUUAUGUGUCACUAACCACAUUUCCAUUUACAGUUUUUAUGCGAGUAAAGUAAAAAAAAAUCACAACAGCUGAGAUGGAAACAGGAAGUUUCGGUACAAUUUUAUAAAUGCCGACAGAUCAUUUGUUCAUUCGACAUGGUGGGAUAUUUUUGUGUCGGUAAAGUUAAUUAUGCGAGAAAUGGCGGUGGAAACGCCUUUAUGGGUAAAUAUUAAUAUAAUGACCAUCAUAUCAAAGUAAACUUGGAGUCAAUCGAUGAUAUGUGGCCCUCCCACUACGACUCGGAAAACCAUGCAGUUUAAAAGGCUACAGAUUGAAUAAAUGAUGAUGAACUUCUCAGGGUGGUGAAAGUGCACGGUGAUGAGCUUGAUGCUCCUUUCCAAUAAAUAUCGAGGGUCUAAUUCUGGUGACAUGAUGAUUGACGCUUGACUGCCGUUUGACAAAUAAACAAAUAUUCUCACUCUUAUCCAUAAUAAUCUCAUCAUAUACAGUAGACCAUCCUACCCACACUGUAUCUGCCAGCUGUUGGCUAAAGCACACGUGUCAAGACCAGAGUAGACACAGUUUCUAUUUAAAGCAACAGUUGUGACAACUAUCGAUAGGGUUGAAAAUGCCAUGGAAACACAUUGAACUUUAGAUUUUUAUCUGGUACAUAAAAACGUAAGCAUUUUGUUUGCACUACUUCAUCACACACUGUCAGUUUGGUGGAAACACACCACUGGUGGGAAAAUGUGCAUAUUUUCUAUGCAGAUUUUAGAAUCUUUGCAUGAAAAUCUGUCACCAGUUGGAUGGAAACCUAACUACUGACACCAUUUUGUGAUUGAUCAGUAAAACUUGUCAAGUUCUAUAUGAAUUUAUUUGUCUCAUUUUCUGUCGACUUGUGACAACAUGAGACCUCUUGUAUUUUCUCUCAUCAUGUGGAGCAUCAACCAGCCUAUAAAGACCUUCUCCCUUCCCUGUGUUGUCUUCCAGGUACAGAGCUCCAGAGGUGUUGCUGAGGUCCACCUCGUACAGCUCUCCCAUAGACCAGUGGGCCGUGGGCUGCAUCAUGGCAGAGCUUUACACACUUAGGCCUCUGUUCCCUGGCUCCAGUGAAGUGGACACCAUCUUCAAAAUCUGCCAAGUCCUGGGAACUCCAAUGAAGGUAGCCUUGUUCUCCAGGGCUGUUAGAUCCAGAAUAUCAGUGGAAAACAAGCUAUACUGUCCUCACAUCAUCAUGUAAAAUGUCUUGUGGUGUUGUUAAAUGCAUAAAUCAAACCUCACUGAAGAUGUGGUGAUCAGUCUUGUGUAAUGGGCUUUUGAAAUGACAAACUUCUUCACAGAUUAUUCUUGUCAUAACUUUUAAAAACCGUUACAUCUAUCUGUUUUAUUACUAUACAGUAAAAUAAGCAGUUCAAUAAUAAUUGUGCCUGAUCCACUUCUAGAAUGACUGGCUGGAGGGCUUCCAGUUGUCAGCAGCCAUGAAUUUCCGCUGGCCCCAGUGUGUCCCCAGUAAUGUGAGAAGUCUGAUCCCCAACGCCAGUCCUGAAGCCAUCCAACUGAUGAGAGACCUACUCCAGUGGGACCCUAAGAAGAGGCCAGCCUCUGCCCAGGUAGCAAACCCUGGCUGGGGCAUAUCUCUGUUAUCAUCUAUGCUAAAAUAAAUGUGAUUCUCUUAUAAAAUGGGUAAAAGUAAGGUACACUUCUCAGAGAGUUUUGAAUUGUCAAGAGUAGUUAAACAAAGGUGUCCACUGUCACCAUAUCUAUUCGUUAUGGUAGCUAUUAAAAAUCAGAUCAAAUAAUAACAUUAGAGGAUUAGAAAGGCUUAAAAACAAAGGUGUCCAUGUAUGCCGAUGACUCAAGUUUUAUAUUAAGUCCGCAAGCUAGAUCCCUGCAAUGUCUCAUUGAAGAUCUAGAUAACUUUUCUGGACUCUCUGGACUAAAACCUAAAUGUACAAUAUUACGUAUUAGAUGUUUAAAAAAUACAACUUUUCCAUUACCCUGCAGUUUACCUAUAAAAUGGGCUGACGGUGAAGUAGACAUACUUGGUAUUCAUAUCACAAAAUAUAUAAAUGAGCUCUCCACAAUGAAUUAGACAAGAUCCUGGAACCAUGGAGAGGAAUACCUGUCUAUUUAUGGAAAAAUUGCCCUGAUUAACUCCUUAGUUAUAUCUCAGUUUACUCACUUACUUUAUGGCGCUGUCUACUCCUGAUGAUUCGUUUUUCAAAUCAUAUGAGCAAAACAUAUUUACCUUUAUCUGGGAUGCUAAACCAGACAAGAUAAAGCGUGCCUAUCUAUAUAAUGAAUAUGAACUGGGUGGGCUGAGAUUAUUACAUCUAAAAGCACUAAACCUCUCUCUAAAAGCUUCACUUAUCCAAAAGUUUUACUUGAAAUGGUUCUCAAGUAGAUUUCUAAGAAAAGCUCAUCCAUUGUUUAAAAAUUGCCUUUUUGCAGAUUGCCAUGUCUCAUUUUCGAUUAAUUGAAAAUGAAACUUUUUUUCAAGCAAGCAUUGUAGAGCUGGCUACAAUUUCAAUUUCAUCCCCCUGAAAAGAUAGAACAAAUAUUACAACAACUAUUAUGGCUGGACUCAAAUGUGCUGGUUGAUAAAAUACCUGUAUUUAUGGAAAAUAUGUUUGAAAAGGGUAUUUAAAAAUAAAUAAAUGAUAUUGUAAAUUGGAAUGGUAGAGUUAUGUCUUUCAUGGAGUUAUCAGAAUUGUAUGGGAAGGUCUGCUCAAUCCAAGAUAGGUGGGAUGGGCUUAGGGAAGCGGGGGGUUUCUCUCGGAUGAUUGAGGGGCAGCUCUUGGGGAACUGUGGGGGGAUCUUGGAGGGCUGGUGGCCUGGCGGUUGGGAACUUGGGCCGGUGGCUGAUGGGUCGCUGGUUCAGGUCCCGUUUUUGACCUUAUGGGAGAUCUGUCGAUGUGCCCUUGAACGGGUUGUUGACCCUGGUUACUUCUGUGGAUCGCUCUGGAUGGGAGUCUGUUAGAUGACUAAUGUGAUGUAGAUGUUGAGCUGCUUCACUGCAAGUAGAUUGUAUGUUUUAAAUAUUCAAUAAUUUGUAUAAUUUUUUAAAAAGGUAUGUUAGCUUGUACAUAGCUAAACAGGUUGGAUUUUCUAACAUUUAAUGGCAUGUUAACUGAUUAAUAUGUCCUGCUUAGGGAUCCUUGAAAACCAAUCAAUUAUUUUAUUAUCCAUUUGCAGGCACUCAGGUACUCCUACUUCUACGUGGGUCAGGCGUUGGGCACUCCUCAGCAGAUCCUGGAGCAGGGCAGGCCUCAGCCAGGUCCCCUACCUCCACAGCCACCACAACCAUCACAGCAGCCUCUGCAGCAGCUACAACCACUGCUGCUGCUCAAACCAGUGCCCCCUCCCCAGCCAGUGCCCCCAAAUCAACAUUUCACCUCGUCCAGGCCCCUGCAACAGAUCCAUCCAGCCCCAGUCUCAGCCCCCACCCCAGUUCCAUCGUACCAGAGGCACUCAAAGCUGUUGCGAGAGCAGCCCAACCUCAUGGUGAAGCAGGAGGAGACUGAGACCACCCCACAGAACCGCUUACCUUACGUUGUUGACAAGAGCUUGCAGUGCCAGGUGAGUUUGCAGUCACCAACUCAGCUACUUGAGCACGACAAGCAUUCAUCAGUGUAAUGUCAUUAGAUGUUAGAAUCCCUUGUUAAAUGAAUACAACAUUUAAUGGCUAGGAAUGGAAAGUUGAUGAAUUCUUCAGAAAUGUAAUUGUUGUUUCUCUCCCCAUAGAGAUUGUUAAUACACCAUUUCCUUUUUUUUAACAGUUGACCCAGGAGGCUGAGAAUGCCAACUUCUUAAGUUAUCAGAUGAAACCUAAGGGUGGAGGACGCCGGCGAUGGGGCCACGGCACAGGCCUCCUAAAGGGUGACGAGUGGGAUGACUUUGAGGACAUGGAGCUGACCUCACUAAGUGUUCUGGGCAAAACAAAAAUUCCUACUGAAAAACGAAGAGAGUGAGUGUCUCCCUGAGUUAUCCCAGUGACCUGAGUUAUCAGUUUGAUAUUUUCAGAUAAAGGGCUUUAUGUAUUUCUGUUAUGCCUUUCAGGUACGGGAAUGUUUUGGAUUUUAGCAGCCCGAAAGUUAAGGGGCAGAUGACAACAGGUGACGAUGCACCUUUGAAUCUGAACAAGGCCAUGUCCUACCAGGAGCCUUCGAGGACAGCCUCUGCCAAACAGUAUUACUUGAAGCAGUCAAGAUAUCUACCAGGUAGAAAAUACAAAAACAUUACCUUCCUUCCAAAUGGAUAUUUUGAAUAAGGCACUUCUAGUUACUGACAAUGUAUAUGAUAAAAUGGGCUCACUCGUUAAUAACUUGAUGUAUCUGCCAUUUGUCUACCAAAUCAGAGGCAUAAGCAUAUGUACAUGCUCUGAUAUAUAAUGCCUAAUGGUUUUUAAAAAUGGGUGAAACCACAUAUUCUUUUCAGCCCGAUUAUCAAUGAUCAUCAUCUUAGGAGUGGCUAAUCAUGAUGAUGUAGUCUUGUUGAACCAGAAGGGGCAGCUUGUUGCAAUGGAAAUUACAUUGCAAACUCUACUUCCUAAUCUAUCCUAUCUCACCCUGCAGGUUUAAAUACUAAAAAGAAUAUGGCAAUAAAUUCCAACUACAGUGAAAGCAACCUCUGGGGCAGCAGAAUUCCUGUUGGAGGGACACUUCCUAACCGAGGCACUCAUGGUAAUGAUUAGUGUUGGGACCGAUGUCAUGUGUGUUUAUCACCUGUCACCCUACAACACGAGUGAGAGGGCUGUGUGGUAUAAGCUAAGGUGAUGUCUAUCUGUGAUGUGUGUUAACAGUAUUAAAUGUAACGUACAUUUCCUGUUAUCUUUGAUGGCCCAAUCACAGGUUCAAAAACUCUUCCAAGUGGAUAUGUACCGAACUAUUACAAAAAAGAGGUUGGCUCUGCCGGCCAAAGAGUGCAACUCGCACCCAUAGGGGACUCGACAGCAUCAAGUGAGUGAUCUUUGUAGUCUCGAUGCACAGUUGUCAAUCCAGGCUAGGUGCUGUGUAGUAAUGUAAUUCUAUUAUAAAGUAAUAAUGUUUCUUGUCUCUGCUGUUACAGAUUACGCAACCUGGAGGUCAUCUAGCAGAAAUCAGAUGGGUGCCUCAUCCUAUGUGCCGUCGCCCACCAAGACUACGCCAGGCCUACGGUCUCGCCCCCCAGUACAGGCCAUCCAUGGGCGCACAGACUGGUCUGCCAAAUAUGGACACCGCUAG
Coregonus sp. 'balchen' is the source of this 7768-nucleotide messenger RNA. The record is from the annotation of a GenBank genome assembly. Lineage: Eukaryota; Metazoa; Chordata; Actinopteri; Salmoniformes; Salmonidae.